Rotaria sp. Silwood1 is the source of this 345-nucleotide messenger RNA. Lineage: Eukaryota; Metazoa; Rotifera; Eurotatoria; Philodinida; Philodinidae. The record is from the annotation of a GenBank genome assembly.
AUGCUGUACAACUGGUCAUUAGCUAGUAUCAGUACACCAUUUGCGAUUCAAAUCGAAUUUAAUGAUGAUUUAGCAGCUAUGGCAUAUAAAUGGUUACAAAAACUUGAUCGAACAAAAGCGUUACAUUUAGGCGCAGCUAGUUACGUUGUACCUUCCUCUGAAUCAAAAAUGGAUACAUUAUUAUGGAUACGACAUUACCAUAGUAUAUCUUGGAAUUCUUACCAUGAAUUUAUCAACUUGUUAAAUUCUGCGCGUUUACUUGAUUUUUCUCCUUUAACUCCACCAUUAUUUUGUUCAUGUAAAUAUGGCCUCAAAGAAUAUUCUUGCAUUCAUUCUUUGGGUUAA